AUGUCUGAUCCAGAAUCAAAACUAGAAUCUGAGUCUGAAAUAUUAAUCACAAGUAAUUUAUAUAUAGAAAUAAUUAAGGCAAUGGAAGAUAUAAGAGUAGCAGAAGAUAUCAAAGAUAUAAACAAUAAUAGUAAUAGAAACAAAAAA
Messenger RNA from Scutellospora calospora, 147 nucleotides. Lineage: Eukaryota; Fungi; Glomeromycota; Glomeromycetes; Diversisporales; Gigasporaceae. The record is from the annotation of a GenBank genome assembly.